CGUGCCUGUGUAAUGAAGCACAUGCGCACUGAAUUAAUCACAGCCAUUUUUUGCAGGAAACUAAUUAGCAGGAAUAAAGAUCCAAAGAGUUUUUUUCUUUUCAAUCAUCAGAUCUCACUUUCACCUCUUCCUCGCUCCCUCCAACACAAGACUCAUCGCCUGCUUUGCAUCCAAAUUAUUUUUAUAUUGCCUUUACAACUAAUACUUGGUUUUUUACACUCCGCAACAACAAUGAUCUUUCUUUUGCCAUCCUAAACGCAACUGACCAAAAGGGACUGCCUUGAUGGGAUCUUUAGCCAAAUCGUCUCUAUACUGGAUUAAAAAGCGAGGAUCACAAAGCGGCAGCAAGAAAUUGCCUGGAUGCGAUGAGCGCCUCAUGUAGGCAUCAGCAUGGACAGCUGUGAGUCUCCCGUGCUUUCUGGGACAGAUGAUGGGCUCGGCUCCUCCGCCACCUCCCAGCAACAGCAGCAGCAGCAGCAGCAGCACCCUCCGCAGCCCUGGAACGAUCACUCUAACUCCCAGGUCCCUCCCAGCAGCCAGCCCCCUUCCCUGGACCCCCUGUCUCUUUCUGCACCCUACCCCUGUCAGACCCAGAGCCCCAGCACGCCCCGCGAGGGGGUGAGGGAGCCACAGCAGCAGCAGCAGCAGCCCACCCGGAGCCCGCCCCUGGCCCGCAGCGACAGCCCCGCCGCCGGCCAGCUGCACCCCAGACGCCUGGAGCUCGGCGACGAGCAGGAGGGAGGGAGUUGCGGCGAGGAGGAAGAAGAAUUGGAGGACUUGGACGAGAUGGAGAUCGACAGUUGUUUCCCGAGUCUUCAGCCCUUCCCCGGAGUUCCCAUAGCUCCAGGAGGAGGAGGAGGAGGAAUGCCCACCCUCCUGCGCCAGCAGCCCGCCAGGAGGAGGGGCGCGGCGGAGAGCGGCAGCGAGGACGGCGAGGAGGAGGAGGAGGAGGAGGAGGAGAGCAGCGACGUGGAGAACCUGGCCGGAGAGAUCGUCUACCAGCCGGACGGCUCCGCCUACAUCGUGGAGAGCCUCAGCCAGCUGAUCCAAAGCGGAGGGGGGGCGGCGUCCGGCCUGCUCCCCACAAACUCUCUCCCCAGCGCGGGGAAGCCGGGAGAGCCCUGCGGGGCGUCCUCCUCCGUCUACCCCCAGAUCAUCAACACGUUCCACAUAGCCUCCUCCUUCGGGAAGUGGUUUGGCUCUCCAGACCAAGGUUUCCCCAAUACCUCAGCCCUGGCAGGCCUCAGCCCUGUCCUGCACACUUACCGCGUCUUCGAUGUGCGGCACAAAAGCAACAAGGAUUACCUGAACAGCGACGGGUCUGCCAAGAAGUCCUGCGUAUCCAAAGAUGUUCCCAACAACGUGGAUUUCUCCAAAUUCGACGGGCUGGCCCUCUACGGUAAGGGCAAGCCCAUCCUCAUGUGUUUUCUCUGCAAGCUGUCCUUCGGCUACGCGCGGUCCUUCGCCACCCACGCCGUCCACGACCACCGCAUGACCCUGUGUGAGGACGAGCGGAGGCUGCUGGGGGACAAGCAGGCGUCGGCCAUCAUCCAGGGCAUCGGCAAGGACAAAGAGCCCCUCAUCAGCUUCCUGGAACCAAAAAACAAGAGCUCCCCUGCUCCGCCCGGCCUGCCGCCCAUGAACUCUGGACAGAGCUUCUACGGCACGUUCAGCGGAGUCCACCUGGAGGCGGGCUGCAGCUCCGGAGGCGGAGACGCCCUCCCGACCAAGGACCCUGAGCCCGCCCUCAAGCAUCAGUCUGCCCCGCUCGGCUCCCUCCUCUCUCUGGGGGGGCUGGGCGGUCCCAAAGCCCCCGCUCUGACCUCGACCCCAGGCCCUGCCAAAGACUCCAGCGCCCUGCCCAAGCAGGGAGGGAGAACCGAGGGGCCUGCCGGGAAAGAGGGGACAAGUAGGGGGGAGGACAGGGACAGGGAGGGGCCCGUCGGCAAGGUGCGCCUGGGGAGUCAGGAGGUGGGCUCGGAGGAGGAGGAGGAACUGUUAUUAGAGGAGGAGGAGGAAGGCUCGGCGGUGGCCUGUGGUGGUAACAGUAGCAGCGGCGGCGGAGAGGUGGGGGAAGCGGCUGUCUCAAACCAAAGCAUUUCCAAAUCUCCUUUAUUAAUGCCUAGUAGCGCUCUCCAGCCUUCUGCCUGCGCCUCCGCAGCCAGCCCCACGCUCAACAGCAAACCCCCGGCCUCCACCUGUUCUUCCUCUGCUAGGGAGGAGGGCUCCUCGGCCGGCGGCGGCGGGGCCCGGAGCUCCGAGCUCCCUCUGAGCUUUAACUGCCAGGGACCCAGCGUCCCCGUGGCCACGGCGGCAGCCGCCGGCAGAGGGAGCGAGGACGCGGGCCCCUCCUCCUCGCCUCGGGCCUCCGGCGCCGCCGCUGACGAAAGUGCCAAUCGAGAUAGUGCCACAGCUCCAGAACCAAAUGAUAGCCCGGCAGAGGGAGAGGACGACAGCGGAGCCCUUCUGCAUCAUCACCACCUGCACCACCAUCACCACCACCUCCUUCCCUCGCCCCUCUCCCACCCCCUGGCCGGGGGGGCCUGCGACAUGGCGGGGAUGGGCGAGUGCUCCCAGAACCAUGGGCCCGGGGGCAGCGGAGGGAGCGGCGUGGAGUGCCCCAAAUGCGACACCGUCCUGGGCUCCUCGCGGUCCCUGGGCGGUCACAUGACCAUGAUGCACUCGCGGAACUCGUGCAAGACGCUCAAGUGUCCCAAGUGCAACUGGCACUACAAGUACCAGCAGACCCUGGAGGCGCACAUGAAGGAGAAGCACCCGGACUCCGGGGGUUCCUGUGUGUACUGCAGCAGCGGGCAGAGCCACCCUCGCCUGGCCAGGGGAGAGAGCUACACCUGCGGGUACAAGCCCUUCCGCUGUGAGGUGUGCAACUACUCGACCACCACCAAGGGCAACCUGAGCAUCCACAUGCAGUCGGACAAGCACCUGAACAACAUGCAGACCCUGCAGAACGGCGGCACCAUCCCCUCCGGCGAGCCGGUGUUCGGCCACGCGCCCGGGGGAGUGGUGGCGGUGCCGUCGGUGACCCAGGCCUCCGUCCACCACCCCCCCCACCACCACCACCACACCACGCAGGCCUCGCCGCACAUGGCGGGCCCGUGCGGCGCGCCGUCGCCCACCAAGCCCAAGAGCAAGCCCACGUGGCGCUGCGAGGUGUGCGACUACGAGACCAACGUGGCGCGGAACCUGCGCAUCCACAUGACCAGCGAGAAGCACAUGCACAACAUGAUGCUGCUGCAGCAGAACGUCAGCCAGAUGCAGCACGGCCGGCUGGGCCUGGGGGCCAUGCCCUCCCCGUCGGAGGCCGAGCUCUACCAGUACUACCUGACCCAGAACAUGAGCCUGCCGCCGGGCCUCAAGAUGGACCCGGCCGGGGCCGAGGCCCAGUUCCUGCUGGGAGGCUUCCACAUGGACCCCAACAUGGCCGCCCUGGCCCCUGCCCUAGUCGGAGGGGAGAUCCCCAUGGAUGUCCGGCUGGGCGGAGGUCAGUUGGUGUCCGAGGAGCUGAUGACACUGGGGGAGAGCUUGUCCCAGACCAGCGACCCCUCCCUCAAGCUGUUCCAGUGUGCCGUGUGCAACCGCUUCACCACCGACAACCUGGACGUGCUCGGCAUGCACAUGGGGGCCGAGCGCAGCCUGCCCGAGGAGGAGUGGCGCGCCGUGGUGGGCGACUCGCACCAGUGCAAGCUGUGCCGCUACACCACCCAGCUCAAGGCCAACUUCCAGCUGCACUGCAAGACGGACAAGCACGUGCAGAAGUACCAGCUGGUGGCCCACAUCAAGGAGGGGGGCUAGGGCAACGAGUGGCGCCUCAAGUGCGUCGCCAUCGGCAACCCGGUGCACCUGAAGUGCAACGCGUGCGACUACUACACCAACAGCCUGGAGAAGCUGAGGAUGCACACGGUCAACUCGCGCCACGAGGCCAGCCUCAAGCUGUACAAGCACCUCCAGCAGCAUGAGAACGCGGUGGAGGGGGACGCCUGCUACUACCACUGCGUGCUGUGCAACUACUCCACCAAGGCCAAGCUCAACCUGAUCCAGCACGUGCGCUCCAUGAAGCACCAGCGCAGCGAGAGCCUGAGGAAGCUGCAGCGUCUGCAGAAGGGCCUGCCCGAGGAGGAGGAGGAGCUCAGCGCCAUCUUCACCAUCCGCAAGUGUCCCUCCGCAGACACCGGAGAGCUGAGCGAGGAUGUGGAGGCUGCCAGUGAGACCACCACAGAACAGGAGGACCAAACCAAAGACAGAGAGAGUGGGGGGGAGAAGGAGCUCGCCAAAGGGACAGCAGCAGCAUCCAGCCAGUUGGAGAGGGACCAGACGGGUUCUCCGAUCCCUUCCAAGAGGCCCUCCUCCAGGUCAGAAGCCACAGAGAGCCCCCUGUCCUCCAAGCGCCCCAGGACCACUGACAAGAGUGCCGCGGAGCAGAUGUACCAGUGUCCCUACUGCAAGUUCAGCAACACAGACCUGAACCGCCUCAGAAUGCACGUGAUGACUCAGCACUCAGUCCAGCCCAUGUUCCGCUGCCCGCUCUGCCAGGACAUGCUCAACAACAAGAUCCACCUGCAGUUCCACCUCACGCACCUCCACAGUGUGGCACCCGACUGCGUCGACAAGCUCAUCGCCACGGUGACAGCGACAGAGGUGCUACCAGCCAGCAUGUUCAUCCCAGUCCCUGGCCCGGAAGCACAGAGCACGCCCCAGGCCACAGCCAACUCGAGCUCUGAUGAAACAAAGAAACUAAAUGAAACAUCAGACAUAGAGCCAGAGAAGGGUGUCUCAUUGCCUACAGAUAUAACUGAAGCUCGCAAGUCACCUCUGGAGGAUCAGCAGACGGGGCGAGAAGACGCCACAGGAUUCCUGUGCUGGAAGAAAGGCUGCAACCAAGUCUUCAAAUCCUCAAACUCCCUCCAGAUGCACUUCAAUGAGGUCCACAACAAAAGGCCCCAGCUGCCUGUCUCGGACCGCCAUGUCUACAAGUACCGCUGUAACCAGUGCAGCCUGGCCUUCAAGACUGUGGAGAAGCUCCAGCUGCACUCCCAGUACCACGUGAUCAGAGCAGCCACCAUGUGCUGCCUGUGCCAGCGCAGCUUCAGGACCCUACAGGCCUUGAAGAAACAUUUGGAGACCAGCCACCUGGAGCUGAGCGAAGCCGACAUCCAGCAGCUCUACGGGGGCCUGCUGAUGAACGGAGACCUGAUGGUCAUGGGUGACCCCUCCCUGGGAGAGGACCACGGAGCCCUGGGAGAGGAGGACAAGGAAGGAGAGGAAAGUGACCCCGAGGAGAAGCAAAGCCCGACCGGCAGUGAUUCCGGUUCAUUACUGGAGGACUCUGGAUCUGAGCCCAAACGGGCGCUGCCCUUCAGAAAAGGUCCUAACUUUACCAUGGAGAAGUUUUUAGAUCCCUCGCGCCCUUUCAAGUGCACAGUGUGCAAAGAGUCUUUCACACAGAAAAACAUUCUCCUGGUUCACUACAACUCGGUCUCCCACCUACACAAGGUGAAGAGGGCCCUACAAGAGUCCAGCACUGGUCAACCGGAGCCCACCAGUAGCCCGGACAACAAACCAUUCAAGUGUAGCACUUGUAAUGUGGCUUACAGCCAGAGCUCCACCCUGGAGAUCCACAUGCGCUCGGUCCUUCACCAGACCAAAGCUCGUGCAGCCAAGCUUGAAGCAGCGGGAGGCAGCACCAGUGGAAGUGGUUCCGGCAUGUGUGGAGGAGGAUCCUCCGUUAGCACUUCAACUCCUAGCCCCAGCCCUGCUACGAACUCAACUACUAGCUCCAGCAACCAUAGCUCUUCUAUUGCCCAAACAACUCAGAGUUUCCUCACAGGCAACCACAUGAGCCAGUCUCACAGCAUUGAAAGCCUGGGGAACUCCUCCAUGACCUGUCACCCCUCACCGUCUGAGAACCACGAAGUGAAAAAGAAGAAAUUUGCAGACAUGCUGUCUGCCAGGGGACAACAGCAACAGCAGCAGCUCCAGCAGCAGCAGCAGUUGGCCCAGGCCCAAGCUCAGGCCCAGGCCCAGCUUCAGCAGGAGCUCCAACAGCAAGCUGCCCUCAUCCAGUCCCAGCUCUUCAACCCAGCACUUCUGCAGCACUUCCCCAUGACGACGGACGCCCUUCUCCCUUUGCAGCAACAGCAGCUGCUCUUCCCUUUCUACAUCCCCGGAGCGGAAUUUCAGCUGAACCCCGAGAUAAACCUCAACAGUUCGGCACUGGGCCUGACCGGCUCCUCCACCUCCUCUCUGUUGGAAGACCUGAAGAACUCUGCCCAGCAGGCGCAGCAAAGCUGCCUGCAGCAGCAGCUGAUGCAUCACCACCUCCAGCAGCAGCACCAGCAGCAGCAGCAGCAGGCGCACUCCCAGGCCCAAGGCCAGAUGGCGUUGCUUCAGCAGAGUGCGGCUCUCCUCCACCAGGCGGAUAAAAAGCAGAAGGCUGCCUCUCACCACAGCGAGAAGGAGAGGGAAAUGCAGAGAGAUAAGGACACAAGCGAGAAGGGCGAAGACCACUCGGCUAAAGACGCUUCAGACAGGCUCAAGGAAAAGAAGGACAUCCAGCAGUCUGUGAUGAACACAAACCACGAUCUUGGCUUUCCUCCGCCAAGGAUUGCUUCAGACGCUCGUGGGAAUGCCACUAAAGCCCUGUUGGAGAACUUUGGGUUUGAGCUAGUCAUUCAAUACAAUGAAAACAAGCAAAAGGCUCAGAAGAAGCCAGGGGGAACGGGACCCACAGGAUCAAGCGGACCUGGUGGGAUCACAAGAGUGGUGGAUCCCAUCGAGGGCUUAGAGAAGCUGGAGUGCGAGGCCUGUGGAAAGCUCUUCUCAAACAUACUGAUUCUGAAGAGUCACCAGGAGCAUAUCCAUCAAGCCUUCUUCCCAUUCCGAUCCCUCGAGAGAUUUGCUAAGGAAUACAGGGAGCAAUAUGACAAGCUGUACCCACUGAGACCUUUAACACCGGAAACGGCUCCCCCUCCUCCUCCUCCUCCGCCUCCUCCUCCCCCACCUCCACCCCCUCCGCAGAGGGCCCCAACACCAAAUAUCCCUGUAUCAGCCCCUUCUCACACACCCCCAACUGUGUCCACCCCACAGCCUCAAGUAUCCAUGGCUCAAAUUCAAAUGCCAAUGGACUUGCCCCUUUUCUCACCGCUCAUGAUGCAGCCGAUGUCUCUCCAGUCUCUGCCCUCUCAAAUGUCUGGACAGCUGUCCUCCGUGGAGUCAGGCCUGGCUUCAGACCUUGCCCAGCUUUACCAACAGCAGCUCACGCCAGCCAUGUUGCAGCAGCAGCAGAACAAGAGGCCUCGCACGCGCAUCACAGACGACCAGCUCAGGGUUCUGAGACAGUACUUCGACAUUAACAAUUCACCAAAUGAGGAUCAGAUCAAGGAGAUGGCGGAUAAGUCUGGGCUUCCUCAAAAGGUGAUAAAGCACUGGUUCCGUAACACCCUCUUCAAAGAGCGCCAGCGCAACAAAGACUCGCCUUACAAUUUCAACAACCCGCCCAUAACUACUCUUGAAGAUACCAAAAUUGACUCGAAGCCCCCCUCCCCCGAGCCCCAGAGACAAGAGUGUUACGGGAGCAAGAGAUCCUCCAGAACAAGGUUUACCGACUACCAACUGAGAGUGCUUCAGGAUUUCUUCGACGCUAACGCCUAUCCGAAAGAUGAUGAAUUUGAACAGCUUUCCAACCUACUCAGCCUUCCCACCCGUGUCAUUGUAGUGUGGUUCCAGAAUGCCCGUCAGAAAGCACGGAAGAAUUAUGAAAACCAGGGGGAUGGCAGCAAAGACGGCGAACGAAGGGAGCUGUCGAACGACCGCUACAUUCGCACCACUAACCUGAACUACCAGUGCAAGAAAUGCAGUCUGGUUUUCCAGCGUAUAUUUGACCUUAUAAAGCACCAAAAAAAGCUGUGUUACAAAGAUGAAGAUGAGGAUGGGCAGUACGACAGCCAAAACGAAGACUCGAUGGAUCUUUCCCACGAAUAUUACACUCCGUCUGGGUCCUCCUGUCACACCCCCAUGCCCUCCUCCUCCAGCCUGUGCCCUCUCCCGCCCUCUACCUCAGCUUUCUCCCACCUCUCUUCCGCCGAAAAGGAGGAGGCCUCACCAGCGAACACAUCCAACUCCUAUGACGAGAAGCCCAAACAUUCAACUGAGAUGUCCUCAGAUCCACGCGACAACCAAACCACCAUCAAGCAGGAAAGUGUUCAUCAGCCCCAGUCCGAGACUCAGCACCACCGGCCCCAGCGGGAGGAGAAGCCCCCGGCUGUCCCAAAGACCAACAAGCAUUCGUCUCCUUCUCUCUCCCAUCAACAGCAGCAGUGUGGUCCCUCGGCCUCUCAGACCAGCCAGGCCCCUUCCCAGAGCUCCCACAUGGGCCUCAACCCUCACUUGUCCUCUGCCACACAACAACAGCUGGCCCAGCAAAUGAUCCAAUACCAGUGUGAGCAGUGCAAACUUGGCUUCCCCUCGUUUGAGCACUGGCAAGAGCAUCAACAACUGCACUUCCUCUCCGUGCAGAACCAAUUCAUUCACCCCCAGUUCCUGGACCGGCCCAUGGACAUGCCCUUUAUGCUGUUUGAUCCCAGCAACCCACUGCUGGCCAGCCAGCUCCUGUCUGGGGCCAUGCCACAGAUCCCCAGCAGCUCUGCCACCUCUCCGUCCACCCCCACCUCCACCAUGAACUCCCUCAAACGGAAGCUGGAGGAGAAGGCAGGCACCAGUCCAGGGGAGAAUGACAGCACCAACAGUGGGGAGGAGCCCCAGAGAGACAAGCGCCUCAGGACCACUAUCACACCCGAGCAGCUGGAGAUCCUUUAUCAGAAAUACCUGUUGGACUCGAACCCCACGCGUAAAAUGCUCGACCAUAUUGCUCACGAGGUGGGGCUUAAAAAGAGGGUGGUCCAGGUUUGGUUCCAGAACACCCGAGCUCGAGAGAGAAAAGGGCAGUUCAGGGCUGUGGGACCUGCUCAAGCUCACCGCCGCUGUCCAUUUUGUCGGGCCCUCUUCAAAGCCAAAACUGCACUUGAGGCCCACAUACGCUCCCGCCAUUGGCAUGAAGCUAAACGGGCCGGCUACAACUUAACCCUUUCUGGCAUGUUGCCUGAACAUGACGGGAUGCAAAUCAAGAUGGAUCCCCUUGAUAUCUCCAGCUAUGCCCAGCUUGCCCCCUCUAACAAUGAUGGACAGAGCUCCUCUCUCUCCCCAGUGAGCAAAAGCAUGGAUUUGUCUCCCAGGGCCCUAUUGAGCCCUUCAUCCAUCAAAGUUGAAGGGAUGGAGGAUUUUGAGAGUCCGACUAUGUCCUCUGUUAACCUCAGCUUUGACCAAAACAAACUUGAUAACGACGACUGUUCCUCCGUGAACACGGCCAUCACAGACACCACCACCGGUGAUGAGGCCAAUGCAGACAACGACAGUGCUGAUGCAAAGCACGGCCACAACAGUGGCGACUACCUAUCUAAGUCUGGGGGUGCAGCCCCGUCCAUCGAAAAUGACGACCAGAUGUCCUCAGGGCUGGUGAGCCCUGCAACAAGCUAUUAUGCUAAAGACUAUGAAAAUGAGAAUAUAGUGGACUACAGCGAGACCUCCAGUCUUGCUGACCCCUGCUCACCAAGCCCUGGAGCGUCAGGGAGCAGAAGCAUCGACAGUGGGGAUCGCCCUGGCCAAAAGCGCUUCCGCACCCAGAUGACCAACCUUCAGCUAAAGGUACUGAAGUCUUGCUUCAAUGACUACAGGACUCCGACCAUGCUGGAGUGUGAGGUACUUGGCAACGAUAUCGGACUUCCAAAGAGGGUGGUUCAGGUGUGGUUCCAGAACGCUCGCGCCAAGGAGAAGAAGGCCAAGCUCAGCAUGGCCAAGCACUUCGGGAUCAACCAGACAUCGUACGAGGGUCCCAAGACAGAGUGCCCUCUGUGCAGUGUCAAGUACAGCGCUCGUCUGUCUGUGCGAGAUCACAUCUUCUCCCAGCAACACAUCUCCAAGGUGAAGGACACCAUUGGGAGCCAGCUAGAUAAGGAGAAAGAGUACUUUGACCCAGCGACUGUCCGCCAACUUAUGGCUCAGCAGGAGAUGGACCGCAUCAAGAAAGCCAACGAGGUCCUUGGACUGGCGCAGCAGCAAGCCAUGCAGCAGCAGGGGAUGUUCGAUAGCCCCGCUAUGCAGGCCCUGAACCUACAGUCAGCCUAUCCAAAUCUGCAAGGGAUCCCCCCUGUUCUUCUGCCAGGGGUUGGAAGCCCUUCCCUACCUGGUUUCAACUCAUCCAACUCAGCUUUAACUCCUCCGAAACCUCCAAACCUCCUGAACAUGCCUGGUGCCAGUGUUCCCUCCCCCAGCCUCCCCACAUCUGGUCUACCCAACAAGCCUCCCUCCUCCUCCUCCCUGGCAUCUCCCAGCCCAGCACAGGCCAGCACAUCGGUCGCCCACUCCAACCCCACCUCCACAUCCUCCACCACCACAACCCAGUCAGGCUCUCGUCCUGAUCCCCCCAAAGAGCGUGAUACUGAGAGGUCAAGAGACAAGGAGAAGUCCAAGGAGAAAUCAGAGAAGCAACAAACGCCAUCCUCGACAGGAAGCACCCCAGCCCCCUCCACCUCUGCUGCCAGCGCCAAGAAAGAAAAACCCGAUGCAGCUGUUCCCGCCACCUCCAUGCCAACACCUGGCAUGGAGUACGUGGUGGACCCAGCGCAGCUCCAAGCCCUGCAGGCUGCCUUGGCAUCAGACCCCACAGCUCUCCUCACCAGUCAGUUCCUGCCCUAUUUUAUGCCUGGAUUUUCCCCUUAUUAUGCCCCUCAGAUGACUGGAGCUCUCCAAGGUGGCUACCUGCAGCCAAUGUAUGGCAUGGAAAGCCUCUUCCCAUACAACCCAACCUUGUCACAAGCGCUGAUGGGCCUGUCCCCGGGGUCCUUGCUUCAGCACUACCAGCAAUAUCAGCAGAGCUUGCAGGAGGCGCUACAGCAGCAGCAGCGGCAGCUUCAGCAGAUCCAGCAACCAAAAGCGAGCCAAACUCCAGUCCCCCCUCAACCCUCGGGGGAUCGCAAAGAAUCUGCCAAAGAUCCAGUGAAAAAAGAGGAGCAGAAAGGCGUCCCCCAUGGUGAGACUUCUUCCUCGUCCUCCUCCUCCUCUCACAAUAACCUACACUCCGAGCAGCACGAGAUGGAUGGCAAAGUCGCGGACCCACUUCGAGACCAAUACAUCGUCCCCAAGGUGCAGUACAGGCUGGCGUGUCGCAAGUGUCAGGCGGUCUUCAACAAGGAAGAAGCAGCUGUCACCCACCUGAAGUCUAUCUGCUUUUUCGGUCAGUCUGUGGCAAACCUUCAAGAGAUGUUGCUGCGUGUCCCCAGUGGCGCUGGCGCAGGGGCGGGCAGUCUCUACGACUGCCUAGCCUGCGACACCACGCUGGAUGGGGAGAAAGCACUUAGUCAACACCUGGAGUCGGCCUUGCACAAACACAGAACAAUCAAGCGAUCAGCCAGAAAUGCCAAAGAGCACGCUACUAGUUUAUUACCUCACUCUUCAGCCUGCUUCCCCGAUCCUAACACCGCAUCUACCUCGCAGUCUGCCACUCAUCCCAUCAGCACCCCUCCUCCUCCGCCAACGACAUCAGCCACCAUGCCGUCCUCCUCUGUCUCUUCAUCAUUGUGCUCCUCCUCUGCUACCCCUCUCAACACCACAGCUGCUGGCAAACCCUGGCCCCAGGCCCCUUUCUCCAGAGCUUUAGCUGGGAAGCCCAAUGCCACCCCCUCCUCUACUUCCUCCUCUUUUCCUCCAGUAUCCUCACCCUCAACGGUUACCUCAAGUUCAUUGAGCACCUCAGGAGUUCAGACCUCGAUACCAACAGACGUCUUUACCGACGAGUCUGACUCUGACAGCAGUCAGAAGUCAGCAGACAGGCUGGGCAGGACGGCGGAGGAGCCGCAGCAGCCCGGCUGUCUCAAAGACAGUAGUAGUUGUAGUAGUAAUCUUGCUAGUGUAGGAACGGACUCCAUCAGAUUGUAAAAGAGCUUUCGUUGAUGGACAAUAUUUAAAAAAUGUAAAAGGCAAAAAAAAUACACAAAUGGGAAAAAAAAUACAAAUAAAAAGCAGCGAUGUUAAAAUACGUUUAAAAGUAUACAAAACCAAUUUUAGAAAAAGAUGUGUAAAGACUAACUGCAAUUCCAAAGCUUGUAACCAAAAAUUUAAAUGUUAGUGGAUUGUUUUCCCAUAUCAACAUGCUGGUUUCGUUUAUUUCAACUGAAGUAUAUACAUAUAUAUGUAUAAGAAUAGAAAAGAUCACUGCAGUUAAGUUUUGGGUAAUGAAAGAGGAAUGCUGUAUAGCAAUGGACUGCCUCAAAGUUGUUAAAUGGCCCCUGAAACCUUUCGACAAAGUACAAGUCAACAAGCUGUCCCUUGUGUAAUUAUUUCUACUUAAUAGCACAGUCACACAAAGCCAGUAUGUACUGUAUGGGAGAAUAGUCUAUCCGUUUUCUUGCUAUCUAAGCAUUCAAAUACCAAUGGCUUGCAAAAGUAAAAGAAUAAUGUAAUGUCUAUUUUAUUCUCAGGUCAACAGCUCACAGAUGUUUUUCUGUUACAGAAGUCCAUUGUUUUACACCUUUUGUUUCUGACAGGAAAUGAACAUGUGUACUAGUUUUAUUUUCUUCUGAAAAUUCAUUUUAAUGACAGAAAGUUGUAAAAUGAGUGAAAAUAUCAUUAAGGCAUAGCUUUCUGGGCAUUCAAAAGGGUAGCUGAUCUGCUAAUUUUAAACAUUUGGAAUUCUUUUAAAGGGGGGAAAUUAGCAAUCCCAUUUUUCCCAGACACGGAGAGCACUGCAGACAUGUUGAUGGGGGAUAAAAAAGAUUUUUGAUAAAAAAACUUUCUGUAUUUAUGAUAGAUAUGAACAUUUUUGGUGUUAAGUAGAUUGUUGCAUUGGAAAUGAAUUUAAACAGUAUGGUAGAUUGAAAAAUCUUUGUGUACAUUUAGCUUUUGUAUCGUCCAACUUUAAGGCGCUUCAUUUGAUGUUGUCUUGGUCAUUCCGAUAGACUAGAUUAUGGAGCAGUAACUUAUCUAAACUUUAUUUCUGUCUUAUUCUCGGCUUUGUUCACCCAACUGCCAAUCUGACUAGGCAGGAUCCUCUCUUUCAAAAUGUUCUACUCUCUGUUUUGGUUGGUGUGGUACUGUACUGUUCAGUGGGUGUGGAGCUCAAACCCAGGUCACCUGCACCAAAGGCUUUCCCAAAAAGGCUAUAUCCAAAUAGGGAUAUCCCUCUUUAAGGGGAGGAUGAAGGCCUUACAUUGGUCAAGAUUGCUACAGUACUAACCAAGAAGAAAAAUGAUCCUGGGUGAAAUGUUGGAAACUGUUUUUAUUUGUUACCUUUGUGCACUUACCACUGUCUGACUCCUAAUUACUCACUCUACUUGUUCCUCUCUAUUCUCACGUUGUUUUUUUCUCCUGCGUAUGUAGAUAUGGAGAAGGUUACUACUCCCUGUGCACUACAAAGCAGGUCUUUUGUUCUUCAUGUAGUGUGGCUACAGUCGUUUUUCAGCUUUAUGUUCAUUUCAAUUUUACGUUGAUUGUUGUCAUAGAUGAAAAUGAAAAAAGAAUAAUAAUAAUAAUUCUCACGCUUUAAGACAAAAAGAAAAUCCAAAGACUAAACACUUUCACCAUUGGUGCAUAAAGAUAAGAAAAGAGGCUUCUUUAUACUUGAGAAUUUGUUGCUGUUUUUAGAGGAAAGGAAACAAAGUUUUAAAAUAAAGGAGUGCGCAUCAGAGUUGCCGUUUUUGCUUCUGUGCAAGCAGACAGGUGGCUUUUUUACGUAUAAUACCAAGAAUACCAAAAACCAAAAAAGGGCCCAUGUCCUUGCAUUGUGGAGUAGCACCGUAACAGAGCCAUUGCAGUUUGUAAGAUAGAGGUUAUAAGUCUUUGUUUAACUUUUCUGUCACACUCAAAAGUCAAUUUUUUUAAGAAAAUGUAUAAGGUCUGGUCUUCGAGGACAUACGUUUUGCUGCUAAUGUAGAAUUUUCAACAAAAAAAAAAAGAAUACCUACAGUAGAUGCAUGCUCAUUUUGCUUUUU
Molecule: messenger RNA, 14057 nt
Organism: Osmerus eperlanus (European smelt)
Lineage: Eukaryota; Metazoa; Chordata; Actinopteri; Osmeriformes; Osmeridae
Gene: zfhx3b
Product: zinc finger homeobox 3b
Exons: 11
Biological process (GO): regulation of transcription by RNA polymerase II; regulation of neuron differentiation
Cellular component (GO): nucleus
Molecular function (GO): DNA-binding transcription factor activity, RNA polymerase II-specific; zinc ion binding; RNA polymerase II cis-regulatory region sequence-specific DNA binding
Source: RefSeq, a predicted model, not a curated record